Lactuca saligna is the source of this 366-nucleotide messenger RNA. The record is from the annotation of a GenBank genome assembly. NCBI's taxonomy places the organism in Eukaryota, Viridiplantae, Streptophyta, Magnoliopsida, Asterales, Asteraceae.
AUGGUGAUCAUCAAUGGACGACUAAGCCCUAUCAGCUUCACUACAGCCAUGUUUUCAGUAUCAAUGAUGAUGAUGAUGAUGACGAGUAUGGUGAAAGAGUGUGAUGGGUGGAUGACGCCAUGCAACGGCAGCACCACGGUGGAGUGCAUCCAUGUUGUUGAGUUCGACGAAGAGGUCGAGUUUCAGAUGGAUACAGAAGUACAUAGGUGGAUUCUGGAGAAGACAAAACCUCCUAAGCCGCAUCUCACUCAAGGGGCUCUAAAGCCUGCUAAUCCGGCUUGUGAAGGCGAAGGUUGUAAAGGACCGUACAAUAUUCGCCACAAUGGUCGGCCAUGUGAUAUUUAUAACACAUGUGGACGUGGGUAG